CUAUUAGAAGAAUAUGUGGUGGCAUGGAAAAUGUGUGUGAUGCCACACUCACGGAAAACAUCAGUUCAUAUGGAGAGACCACCAAGUUCCUCUGGCUCCGGGCUUCUCGGCUGCCUCCUCACUCUAGCCUUCCUCCAGCUGCCUGCUCAGGUGUCAGGGAAUGCUGACAAGUUCUACCUGGCUCCACUUGGGGGCACAGCCGAGCUGCCCUGCCCUCUCUUGCUCUGGCCAGGCAUGGUGCUCAGCGAGGUGAGGUGGCAACGGCCCGCACACCUGCCUCGCACCUCGCAGGCCGUCCACGUGCUCCGGGAUGGGCAGGACAGUGAUGGAGACCUGAUGCCGGAAUAUAAAGGCAGGACGGAGCUGGUGAGAGAUGCCAACAGCUACACUCUGUACAUCAGGAAUGUGAGGCUGGAGGACCGAGGGCCGUACCAAUGCCAGUUCCGGGUCGGAAACCAGAGUCGAGAGGGCAACGUGACCCUGCAAGUGGCAGUUUUAGGUUCUGACCCCUUCAUCCACGUGGAGGGCUAUGAUGCUGGGUGGAUCCAGCUGGUGUGCCGGUCAAUGGGAUGGUUCCCAAAGCCAUGGACAGAGUGGAGAGACUCUGAGGGCAGACUGCUCCUAACUUUAUUGGAGGACUACUCCCUGGAUGAAACUGGGCUAUUCCGAACAGCAGUAUUCAGCAGAGUCAGGGACAGUGCUAUGGGAAAUGUGUCCUGUACUGUCCGUAACGAGGUCCUUGGCCAAGAGAAGACAAUAUUCAUGGUUAUUGGAGCCCCAGCUCCUACAAGUCUGUCCUCUCCAGAGGUGGCUCUCUCUGUGGUCUUGCCUAUCUUGGGACUCCUCAUCCUUCUUGGCAUUUGGGUCAUCUGUAAACAAAAAAGGUCAAAAGAGAAGCUCCUCUACGAACAGGUGAUGGAGGUAGAGAAUCUUCUGGAAGACCACGCCAAAGAAAAAGGAAGACUCCACAAAGCCCUCAAGAAACUCCGGAGGGAACUGAAGUUGAAAAGAGCGGCCGCCAACGCAGGCUGGAGAAGAGCCCGACUGCAUUUCGUGGUGGUGACCCUGGACGCUGACACAGCACAUCCCAAACUCAUCCUGUCUGAGGAUCGGAGAUGUGUGAGGCUUGGCGACAAGAAGCGGCCUGUCCCUGACAACCCACAGAGGUUUGAUUUUGUAGUCAGCGUCCUUGGCUCCGAGUGCUUCACAACUGGCUGUCACUACUGGGAAGUGUACGUGGGUGAGAAGACCAAAUGGAUCCUUGGAGUGUGUAGUGAGUCUGUGAGCAGGAAAGGGAAGGUCACAGCCUCCCCUGCCAAUGGCCACUGGCUUGUGCGACAGAGCUGUAGGAAUGAGUAUGAAGCUCUCACGUCCCCACUGACGUACUUCCGGCUGAAAGAGCCCCCAAAGUGCGUGGGGGUUUUCUUGGACUAUGAAGCAGGAAUGAUCUCCUUCUACAAUGUGACUGACAAGUCCCACAUCUUUACAUUCACCCACAGUUUCUCUAGCCCCCUUCGCCCUUUCUUUGAACCUUGUCUUCAUGAUGAAGGAAGGAACACAGCCCCUCUAAUCAUUUGUACUGAACUCCAAAAAUCCGAGGCAUCAAUUGUCACCAAACAAGAAGAAAAAAGUCAAGCUAAUGGAGACGUGUCCCUGAAGGUGAACCCAUCACUACUAUCUCCUCAAGGUUCCGAGCUUCUCCCACUCAACGAUACCUGGCCAUCUAACCUCGGCCCUGCCCUUCAGGGGUUCAAGGCUCCUUCUUUGUAG
Onychomys torridus (southern grasshopper mouse) is the source of this 1770-nucleotide messenger RNA. It is a transcript of the gene Ermap, whose product is annotated as erythroblast membrane associated protein (Scianna blood group). Gene Ontology annotation, biological process: T cell receptor signaling pathway; regulation of cytokine production. Lineage: Eukaryota; Metazoa; Chordata; Mammalia; Rodentia; Cricetidae. Gene Ontology annotation, cellular component: external side of plasma membrane. Gene Ontology annotation, molecular function: signaling receptor binding. The record is from RefSeq and is a predicted model, not a curated record. The transcript is spliced from 12 exons. The coding region runs from base 31 to 1770 and encodes 579 amino acids.